Molecule: messenger RNA, 5133 nt
Organism: Cydia pomonella (codling moth)
Lineage: Eukaryota; Metazoa; Arthropoda; Insecta; Lepidoptera; Tortricidae
Exons: 2
Coding region: 1338-1865 (175 amino acids)
Biological process (GO): regulation of cell cycle
Cellular component (GO): nucleus
Molecular function (GO): cyclin-dependent protein serine/threonine kinase inhibitor activity
Source: RefSeq, a predicted model, not a curated record
GAAAAUCCGACUUGUUCCAUUUUUUUAAAGUCUGCAAUUAGGGAAUGGCUUUCUAUGCCAUAAGUCCCGAUGUGAAUUCUCUUUGUCUGAUCAUUUCAAAAUUAAACCAAAGGAUUAGGUCACUCAUAAGCUCGCACGGUACCUACCUACUUAUGAAUCACUAAGUAACAUGUUAGUAUUAUUAGCUUGUCUCCACAACUAUAAGCUCCCAAAUAGGCUGUAGCUUAAUAAGGUAACGUGCCGGAGGUAGCAACUGUAACCGAAAUUUUGAGAUCAGUUGUCAGCAGCUAAGCUAACAAUACAAUCCAUAGUAACAAUGGGUGACUCUGGUUGGAGUUUAGGAGUGUUAUCACUUUGACAUAAGCACUUAUGAGUAGGUACUAUUAUACAUACGAUGUUGAGUGGUAGAGAAAGCCAGUCCGCUUUUAGCAUUUCAAUGAAAAGGCUAUGAAACAAAAUACUAAAUAAUUAAAAAGUACCUAUAUGGAGUAACCUACAUUUGCACCUGCUUGCAUCUGGUGUGCAUGAGGAUGUGAAUAGGUAUGAAAGUUAUAAAAAAAGAUCUGGUAAGUUGAUAUAUAAUCGUUACAUUCUUAUCUGCAAUGACCAUAUAACACCAUAACUAUACUAUACAAAUGCUACAAUGCAUUAUCUGAAGUACUUGAUUACAUUUAAAUAUACAUGUAAUAUGAAUAUUGUAUUAGUAUGGGCACAUACUGAUUGCAUAAAAAUAAUAUAAAAAAUAUAUGCAGAAUCAAACCAAAUGGUUGGCACACCUGUUGUAUGUUAUUCUUUGUUCGUAUUGGUCGGUUGUCAUUAGUAUAAUGUGUGUAUAAUCACGUGUCCGAAUGGCGGGAAACUCUUCCGAAUCAUUAUGACAUAACAAGCCAACGUUUGAGUUAUCAGCCGAUAACGUCACGCCGGCCGGCUAAUAAUAUCCACCGAUUUCCCGCUCAAAUGCCGCCAACUUGUACUAGGGCAAGGCAAACUCAAAACUAUCCCCUUUUCUUACUUCACCUGUGUCGCAAGACACAAAAAGCGUCCUUGGAUUCCAUUGUUUGCGCGCCAAGUGGAAGUGGCUGCCAAAAUCGGCGAUUCGGCGCGCCGGAGCGCGGGAAACCGAGCGUCAGUCAGUCGCAAGCGAGAGGCAAACGCGCGCGUACGCCACAGCCACGCCGCGCUUUUAGGUUAGAAUUGGCGCGCGCCAGGUGUUAUCUCUCCCCCGCUCUAACUCACGCGCUCCCCAACCUCCCUUUCUAUCUGAGAACAGCUGUUUUCUCUCGGGAGAUUAUUAGUCAGAUGUCCGCGAACCAGUCCUGAUCACCUGACGCUUUGCCAUGGCCGCGGGAGGACGGACGCCGAAACAGAGGAGAUUCGAAGUGUCUUCAGGAAUGGCGCCUUUGAGGAACGUCGCGAAUACACCAAGGAGACGUCGUGGGAGUUGCAAAUGUCUGUUUGGAGCGCCGGACAGGGAUGAAACAAGACGUUUAAUGGCGGAGCAGUAUUCGAGAGAAAGGAAGCGGUUUAUAAGAAGAUUCAACUUUGAUAUUGAGACGGAGUGUGUUUAUAAGGCGUCAAAAAUGGAUUCGCCAGUGAAGUUUUUGGAGGAGGAUAGUACGAAGUCUCCAAGGUCAGCGGCGGAGGCGCUAGCGAGCGUAGGGAACACGGAACUGAGAAUGUUGUCGAGCCCACGGCGGAGCAGCGGUCCCAAUUCGCCGCGAACACCACGCACGCCACGAACGCCACGAGCGGCGCGUACGCCGCGAACACCACGCACGCCGGCGUCUAGAAGACAGCUGCAGAUGACAGAUUAUUGGACGUUAAGAAAACGCACGGAGUCGGCGUCAAGCGAUAAAGAAAAUUAGAAAUUUAAGUACUAAAACUAUAUAUUAAUUAUAACACAACUUGCUAUUCAUAAUAGCAUGUUUUAAAUUAUGUGCUAAAUGAUUUUAUUAUGUAUUUAUAUACCUAAUGUAAAUGGUAAUACUAGAUACGUUUUCCUAAAUUGUAACUAACUAUUUGGUUAUUUUUUUAAUCCGAUUUAACUGGUUUCUGAACAUUAUAUAGAUAGAUAUCUAAAUAGGUAAUCGAGAAAAUACAAGUAUCACUUUUAAUUGCUUUUGUUUCAUAACAAGUUCCGUUAUAAACUAAGGUUUAUUAUUUCCAUUUCCAUGAAACAUUGAAUUUGUAAUUUUAUUAGUGAAUAAAACUAUUUUUAACCUCAUUAGAUCUGUAAUAUAAUUUUCACCACACCAGUGGUAGCUCUUGAACGCAGCAGGUAGCUGUGUGGCAAUGUAAUCAAAUGCAAAUUUUGAGCUAUUUCCUUAUGUUGGCUGCUAGAGUUGACUUUUAAAUGAUGAUUUUGAAUGACCAAUAUUUCAUAACAUUCAUUUUGAAUUGAUUUUGUUUGAUAUUAUACAGUAAGUAUUUUCCUUGCGUUGGUGUGGUGAAAGAAUUUGUUUCACUAGGAGGCAAAAUUUAUUUAACCCUCGUGCCUUGAAGCCCUAGCAACGCUUAAGAUUGGUUCAAUAUUAGAACCUUUCAUUUGCUCAGGUAUCAAUAUUAGCACGAGAGGUUAAACAACAACUUUGCCCCCUUGUAAAACAAAACUAUUUACUUCAACUGUUGUAAAAGCAUGUUUUGUAAAAUUAUUUAUUUUUAGAUACCUACUCGUAGUAGUUGAAAUCAAAUUAUGUUAGUGAUGUUAAAAAUCAUUGUUGUUCAGUGUUUUCGCAGAUAAAAUAUCUUGUUUUAGUAUUUAGAAGGUUUGUGUUUUUUUAAUUCAGAAUCAGGAAUUGGUUCUAACAAAAAAGAGUUCCAAGCUCCAUUCAAUGUUAAAGUUUUGUAAUUAUUCAAAACGCAUAAAAAUGGGGGACAUUUUUUUUAUCAAUGAGUAGUACUCAUCCCUGUGAAUAAAAAAACAUCAAAACAAACUUUUAAAAUAAUUAAGGUAUUAUUUUCUUCUGAAAACGCCCUUUGGCAUGUCAGACAACGUGUUAAAUGUUACUAACUAAACAUGAAAUAGUAGCUGUCAAGUCCAUUUCAUGUUAUUCAAAACUUUUUUAUUGUAUAAAUAAGUUUGUUUAUGAUCUAGUCUGUGAUCUCUGCAAUAAUUUCUUAUUUCACCGUAAAAUCAAGUGUGAACGCUUCCUAAUAAUCUGUCCCUUAGUUUUAAGAGCUAUUUAGUACAUUUUAAAAUUAUUUGUACAAUUGCUAUUAAACUAUAAUUAAAAAUGGCUGUAGGCUAAUAUUUUUGUCUUGUUUUAUAGAACACAUUCCACAUUCCCCUAGGGUGACGUGAAAUUGCGAGUAAGAGUGGAUUGAAUAUGGCCAUUUUUAGAAAAUAUGUCUAGUGUCUAAUUUCCACGACCACACAGAAAACUUAAGAGGAAAAAAUAGCUUUGCGAUCCUAACGACAUAACGGUACUUUUUCUAUGAAAUUUCCGUUUUGGGAGAAAACGGUUUCCACUAACUAACUCUUAACAAAUCACUUUAAUUUUGAUGUCUAUCGCUUCAGGUUUAUAGGUUUCGCUUUAAAAAUGUUUUUCAUUGUGUCUAUUGACACAAUUACAUACUAAAAAAUAAUGGAGAAUGGAAAAUAUUUAGUAGUGGCAAAACAUUUUAUCUUUUUGUUCAGACAAGUAUACAACACGAGCAUACGAUUGUUGUUAUACUUCCCUUUCAAGGAAAAGUGAUAAUUGGACAACCCCUAGACCUACUUUCUGAGAAUGGCCUAAAAGAUAGGUAAAAGUUUCGUGUGGUUAUUUUACAACCGUGUACAUAUAGCGAAACUAUAUAAAAUAGUAAAAUUUGAGCUAUAAUUUUUGUACCAAUAGUAAGUUGCUUCUGACUGUUAUGUAUGAAACAUUUGUUCUUGUAUCGAAAUUGUAAUAAAAUAAUAUGUAUAUUCAGAUUUAAAUUUUUGUUCUAUAUUUUUCGACACGGUUUCACGGUUCCUAAUAACCCCACUAAACUUUAUGGUCUUGUUCCUAAAUCCACGGGGAAAUGUGGAAGCGUGGCAGCUUAUCAAUUUCUUUCUAAGAAACUGUAUUAGACUGCUUUAUUAAAUUCGAGUCACUUCAAUUGAUACGACAUGGUUUAUAAAUAAUUAUGUUUAAAGUAUCAUUUGUAGUUACAAUCAAAUUUAGCCAUAAAUUCAACAUAUAAUUAUUAAAUUAGAAUGCAUUUACUUUACUGAAAUUACUUGCCUAAAAUUAUGUUUUUUUUUUUGUCAUAGGGCCAAUAUUAUUUAUUUUCAUGCAUCAAAACAAUUUCAGUAUAUUUUACUUAACACGUAACUCCUGUGACAGAAAAAAGUAAGAUUUUUGGAAGAUUUUUUUGUAAAUGCUAUAAUCAUCACAUCUCAAAAACAGCCUGUAUAUUUAAAUGAAUUUUCUUGUGUUUAUAUUAUGUAUACGCUUAGAUAUGAAAUAAUUAGAAUAACGAAAUAUUCCUACAUUUUUGGGUUAAACCCUUAACUUGGUGCGCAUUUAGAACUUUUUAAGAUGUAUUAAUAAUAUUAAUUAUUAAUCAACUACGUUUUUGGCCAUUUUUCAUAAUUUGUAAGUUUGUGUCCGAAUUUAGAUCAAAUAGUUGACUUCCCUAUUUUUGAGGUGUAUUCUAAUAAAUUUAAUAAUCAAAUUUUAUUUUAAUUAGUAAAUAUUCUUUAUUUUUUUAAACACUGUCAUAAAAUAGGAAAGCUUAAUUCAUGUUUUUGCAUGAAAUAAUAAACAUAUAACUUAUUUGAAAAAUGGUCGUAAGAAGUCUGGUCAGCCAAUCGACAUGUCACUAAAAUUGCCAUAAAAAAAGAUUAAAAAGACUGCGUCUCAUUCUUACAUUCGAGGAAAGAGGUGAGUAUGUGUUUUUAUAAUCUGGCAAACCAAUUUCUCAGUAGAAAAGGGCGCUUUGUUGUCCAUUAAUAAUUUUAAAUUUCGCGCCUUAUUCUGCGGAAAAAAAUUAUGUGUGCCUGACUAUAGUUAUGAGUUGCUGACACAGUUGGCUGGCCAAACUAUAGUAACUAAAUGAUAAGUCAUUUACAAAGACUUGUGCUGUAUAAAUCUUAUACUAAGUAAAAACAUUAAUUUACUAAUUGAAAAUGUGAACAAACGUUCAAUAAAUGAGUUGAGAAAUUUA